Molecule: messenger RNA, 806 nt
Organism: Hibiscus syriacus
Lineage: Eukaryota; Viridiplantae; Streptophyta; Magnoliopsida; Malvales; Malvaceae
Product: truncated transcription factor CAULIFLOWER A-like
Exons: 8
Coding region: 94-795 (233 amino acids)
Biological process (GO): positive regulation of transcription by RNA polymerase II
Cellular component (GO): nucleus
Molecular function (GO): RNA polymerase II cis-regulatory region sequence-specific DNA binding; protein dimerization activity; DNA-binding transcription factor activity, RNA polymerase II-specific
Source: RefSeq, a predicted model, not a curated record
CAUAUCUUUAGGGUUUCUUGAAGUUUGUUUUCUAUUUGUUUCUUUGGUGGGAAAAUUAGCUUCUUUUUUUUCCUUUGAAAGGGUGGGGGGGAAAUGGGGAGAGGUAGGGUUCAGCUAAGGCGGAUCGAGAACAAUAUUAGCAGGCAAGUAACAUUUUCAAAGAGAAGAACUGGUUUGGUGAAGAAAGCUCACGAGAUCUCAGUGUUAUGUGAUGCUGAGGUUGCUUUGAUUGUUUUCUCUAACAGAGGGAAACUGUUUGAGUACUCAUCCCAUUCCAGCAUGGAGAGAAUCCUAGAACGAUAUGAACAAAAAUCAUACGCCGAAAGACAGCUAGCUUCAUCAAGUUCUGAAUCACAGGAAAACUUGUCUUUGGAAUGUUCCAAGAUUACGUCAACUAUUGAAGUUCUGCAAAGGAACUUGAGGCAGUUCCGAGGAGAAGAGCUUGAUACCUUGAGUCUGAGAGACCUGCAACUUUUGGAACAACAAAUUGGCAAUUCUCUGAAACCCAUACGGACUAGAAAGAAUAAACUCAUGCACGAGUCCAUUUCAUUGUUGCAGAAGAGAGAAAGGUCAUUGCAAGACCAGAACAACAAGCUGGCAAAAAAGCUGAAAGAAAAAGAGCAGACGCCGACUGAACAUGAACUGCGAAACCUUGCCUCCUCCUCCUCCCCCCCAUCCGUACAACCACCAGCGACGGUCCAAUUUCCUUCUUUGACCAUUGGAGGGAGUUACAAGUCCAUGGAAGGAUCAAUCAGGGAGGCUCAGUUCAAUCUCAACCUAGUACCAAUACUUUGAUAGCUUCCUGG